AUAAGACAGUUAAUUUUAGUUCUGAUUUUCAAAGCUUUUGAUUGGCUGUUAAUUAAUUAUGACAUCAUUGAUCGUUUAACAUUGUUACUGCCAGGUCUUGUGUCUUAUCAAAGUUUAUACAGAGUUUAUAUACAACAUUCUAUAUUUUAUUACAACUUAUUUACACUAUUGACAUUAUUAUCAUCAUUCGAUAUUUAUACGUUUUCCAAGGAUAUAACUGUUCUCAGAUUAUUUGCGAAGUGGAAUUUAUUAAAACAUAAACACUCGGACAUUGACCUUUCAGUGAUCAUGGCCGAUCGCCGUGCACCUCGUUUCAGACAGAGGUCUAAUCAGUGGAACAGUUCCGACCCAGCUAACUGGACUGCUAACAAAUUGAAAGUUGAAUUGGAAAGUAUUAACAUUUUUGUUCCUGUUUCUCUGGGAAAAAACAUGCUUAAGAAGAUUUACAUGGAUAACAUCGCGCGUAGGAAAAUCGCCCCAGCUGACCAACAGAUGACAGGCAACACCUCACAGACAUCAGCAUCAUCAGACAUUGCACCAAGUACAUCUACUGCUGAUGCAAGUUCUAAUUUGAACUCAGUUACAAUUGCCAGUUCUAAUCAAGCUCCCGAUCAAAGAGAUUUAACCUCGGACAGCGGAAGUAAUUCGGCUAGGAGCAUAUCCGUGACAGAACCGCGGAUGAAUUUCCCGAGUGGAACGACCGGAUCUACGUCAUCCAAUAUGGCGGCGCCCAGUGCCAAUGUCAACAAUGAAGUUAUGACAGGGAUGUUAAAUUCAAUGCAGUCCAUGCAAGGAACGAUGCUGGGUUUACAGCAGACAGUUAUUAAAUUAAUUAACAUCAAUGACAAACCAGUAACCGUUGGCGUUGAGGAUAACAACCUCAGCACUGCAUACGCAGCCAUGGGAAACAACGAUCCCGGUCCAAGGCCAAGCACCAGUGCAGGAGCUGAAUCUCCAUGUAGCCAGGCUUUCCCAUUAAAUGAUAAACAAAUUUCGUCGCCUUGCAAAAGAAGCACAGGAGGUUCCAUGCAAAGUUCCUCCUCCUCAACUUGUGUUAUGGAGCUCGACACCGUAGUUAGCCAGUUGUGGGAGGCAGCAAUAUCUACAGGCACAAGAAAAACUUAUGAAACUGGUUUUAGAUCAUACACUUCUUUUUUGUUAUUAACUGGUGUUGUUGCUUUAAUAUUGCCUGGCUGUGUACCAGUCAAUGAACAGUUAUUAUUACUUUUUGUUGCUUAUUGUACAAGUAGACUACAUAUAAGUUAUAGUACUAUUAAAUUGUAUUUGUGUGGUAUUAGGUUCAAAUGUUUAGAACUUAACAUAAAUUAUCCUGAUUUAACUAAGUUAAGACGACUCAAAGCUAUACUGAAUGGAGUAAAGCGUACUUAUAAAACCAAUCCUAAACCAAGGUACCCUAUAACUUUUGAUAUUUUACAGAAAGUCUGUCUCUGGCUGCGCCAGAACAGUAGUUAUGAGAAUUUAUUAUUAGAAACUAUGUGUACAGUUGCAUUUUUUGGUUUUUUAAGAUGUGGUGAAUUCACAGUUGAUAGUUGUGGAAAUUUUGAUCCAGCUUUUAAUUUAUGUAUUUCAGAUAUUACUAUUCUAAGCGACAGUAUACAUCUUAAGCUUAAAAUUUCUAAAACAGAUCCUUUUAGACAAGGUGUGACUAUUAAACUUUUUGAAACAGGUACUGAGAUUUGCCCACAUAGGAUAUGCUGUUUGUAUAUGAAUAAUCGCUUUCAAAGGAAUCCGUCUCCUGAAACUCCAUUGUUUGUCGAUUUAACUGGGGCUGCUGUCACCAGAGCUAAAUUUCUCUCUUUAUUCAAACAUGCUUUAGAUAGUUUAGGUAUUGACUCUACCUAUUACAGUGGCCAUUCUUUUCGUAUCGGGGCAGCGACAACUGCCGGUUCAGUUCAGGUUGAGGACCACUUGAUAAAAGUUAUGGGAAGAUGGUCUUCAGAUGCUUACUGUAGAUAUAUAAAAAUUUCAGAGUCUGACCUGAAAAGAGCUCAAAAUUCUUUAGCAAAGAAUUGAUAAAAUUGGCAAAUUUGUCAAUCAUUAUAUAACUAUAUAUUAUUAUAUGAGAUACAUUGUACUAGUUUUACAGUAUACUAUAUUGCGGAUCGAUCUAGGAUCACUUGUAUGUCUGUCGUCAUUUAGGUUUAGGAAUAAUUAGGACUUAUGUAGUGUAGUAUGAUACAUGUAAUAACAAUGAUAAGAUUGCAUGUAUAUAAAUGUAUUGUUUUGAUUUAUAUCUUUGGUUGUUAUAACUUUUACUUAAUUUUGGGGCACUCAGACCGCAUACAUUUCAUGUAUUCAAUCUGAUUUAUGGCCGUAUUAAUUAAUUAAUCUGGUAAUGGGAAUACAUAAUUCAUUAAUUCCCCAAAAUUCUGUAGUUUUCAUUUGUUUCCAUGUACAGUACAUGUACAUUAAUAUUUGAAUGGGCUAUUAAAUUUGUCUAGCAGUUUUGCUAUCUUCAUCCACAUCAAUUUGAAGUAAUGCUCUUCCGGCUCUUGUAGCACACUUGUCUUCCGGCUCUUGUAGUUCUGGGUACACCGAGUAGCAUCUAACAUUGCUUCCGGCUCUUGUAGCUAACUACACCGAGUUGACCGCUACACCGAGUUGAGCAUUACUUCCAUGUGCAUUACUGACAUUGUUAUUCCGGCUCUUGUAGCCUAAGCUACAGCAUUUACAGUGAGUAAACACUUACUCUUAUGUUCUAAAAGCUUUCCAAUAGCUGCUACACCGAGUUUAAUUAUGUCAGUAAUUUAGAAAAUGCUGAGUCUGCCCCAAACCCAAAUCAAGUAUAAGUUUUUAGUUAUUUUGUAUUAAGAAGUUAUGUAAUAUAGUAUAAUCUUUCUGAUUAGAGUAAUUUUGAGUGAUUUAUUGUGUAUGUAAAUAUUUUGAUAUUAUGUUUUUUAUUAAUAGAAAUUAUUAACUACUUUAGUUUUGUCUAAUUAUUACAUUAGGGAGUGAUAUAAUCGAGAAUCAAAAUAGUAAGUCGACAUCACCUUUCUUAUUACUAUACUAGUGGUAAGAUCCGUCGUCAAAUUAUCCAUACAUGUAAAUGUAGAAAUUGGUAUAUGAGAAGCUGCACUCCUUUGCAAAUAUGGGGUAUAUGUCAAUGCAUAGGAUGAUACUAGGCAGAGUCUUUACAGUACUCAGUAACCUGUUAUGCCUUAUAGUAGAAUAUAUGGCAUCAUUUUUAAGCUGUGCACAUACUUGGUUAAUCUUAUAGAGUCUUGUCUUAGGUUGUUUCUUGCUUCUAGGCAUAUGUAUAUACACUUAGUUUAUUGUCAAACUCUACAGAGCUCACAAUGAGAAAUUACUUGCAGUACACUAUGAACACUAAAACAUCAGGAACAUCUACAACUAUACAUGUAUGCUGAUUGAUCUCAGAAUUACAAUACAACACUAUUACUAUAUUUGGUGGGAUAAGAAUACAGUUGAAGGAUCAACAUGGUUUUCUAUUCUAAUUAGUAUUUACAAAAUAAAUUAAGACUUAUAAGUAUAAGUCAUGUUUAUGUUGUUAAAUUGUUCCUAUAGACUAAACUAUAAGAUAGUUAAUUUUAGUUCUGAUUUUCAAAGCUUUUGAUUGGCUGUUAAUUAAUUAUGACAUCAUUGAUCGUUUAACAUUGUUACUGCCAGGUCUUGUGUCUUAUCAAAGUUUAUACAGCCACCACCAUCCCCGCCGCUCUUCCAUAAAUUUUGAAUGUUGUUUAGGACAUUUAAUGUGGCUUUGUUAACAUGUAACUUCUUGUGAAUAUUUUUCAUAUAUUUAUCCUUUUAAUUUAGUACAUUAUCAUGAUUAUUGUAUGUAUUUACACUUGUCGACUAUAUGCAUGUACUUUGGGCAGAUUCAGUUAAAAUUGUUAAAGCCAUAUUGGCCGUAUUAAUUAAUUAAUCUGGUAAUGGGAAUACAUAAUUCAUUAAUUCCCCAAAAUUCUGUAGUUUUCAUUUGUUUCCAUGUACAGUACAUGUACAUUAAUAUUUGAAUGGGCUAUUAAAUUUGUCUAGCAGUUUUGCUAUCUUCAUCCACAUCAAUUUGAAGUAAUGCUCUUCCGGCUCUUGUAGCACACUUGUCUUCCGGCUCUUGUAGUUCUGGGUACACCGAGUAGCAUCUAACAUUGCUUCCGGCUCUUGUAGCUAACUACACCGAGUUGACCGCUACACCGAGUUGAGCAUUACUUCCAUGUGCAUUACUGACAUUGUUAUUCCGGCUCUUGUAGCCUAAGCUACAGCAUUUACAGUGAGUAAACACUUACUCUUAUGUUCUAAAAGCUUUCCAAUAGCUGCUACACCGAGUUUAAUUAUGUCAGUAAUUUAGAAAAUGCUGAGUCUGCCCCAAACCCAAAUCAAGUAUAAGUUUUUAGUUAUUUUGUAUUAAGAAGUUAUGUAAUAUAGUAUAAUCUUUCUGAUUAGAGUAAUUUUGAGUGAUUUAUUGUGUAUGUAAAUAUUUUGAUAUUAUGUUUUUUAUUAAUAGAAAUUAUUAACUACUUUAGUUUUGUCUAAUUAUUACAUUAGGGAGUGAUAUAAUCGAGAAUCAAAAUAGUAAGUCGACAUCACCUUUCUUAUUACUAUACUAGUGGUAAGAUCCGUCGUCAAAUUAUCCAUACAUGUAAAUGUAGAAAUUGGUAUAUGAGAAGCUGCACUCCUUUGCAAAUAUGGGGUAUAUGUCAAUGCAUAGGAUGAUACUAGGCAGAGUCUUUACAGUACUCAGUAACCUGUUAUGCCUUAUAGUAGAAUAUAUGGCAUCAUUUUUAAGCUGUGCACAUACUUGGUUAAUCUUAUAGAGUCUUGUCUUAGGUUGUUUCUUGCUUCUAGGCAUAUGUAUAUACACUUAGUUUAUUGUCAAACUCUACAGAGCUCACAAUGAGAAAUUACUUGCAGUACACUAUGAACACUAAAACAUCAGGAACAUCUACAACUAUACAUGUAUGCUGAUUGAUCUCAGAAUUACAAUACAACACUAUUACUAUAUUUGGUGGGAUAAGAAUACAGUUGAAGGAUCAACAUGGUUUUCUAUUCUAAUUAGUAUUUACAAAAUAAAAUGUUGUUUGUUAUAUCAGACCCCAUAUCAUGAUAAUUGGUCUUAUAUGAAAAGUGAUAUAAUGUAAAUCUAUAUUUAUAUUUAAAAAAUAACUUGGUUAGAGAAUGUUAAAUCAAUGUUUUAUAAUUGUGGACAAAUGAUAAACUUUUGUUUGCCCUUAUCUGGUUU
Messenger RNA from Mytilus trossulus (common blue mussel), 5218 nucleotides. RefSeq lists its product as uncharacterized. Gene Ontology annotation, molecular function: DNA binding. The transcript has 2 exons. The coding region runs from base 289 to 2034 and encodes 581 amino acids. Gene Ontology annotation, biological process: DNA recombination; DNA integration. NCBI's taxonomy places the organism in Eukaryota, Metazoa, Mollusca, Bivalvia, Mytilida, Mytilidae. The record is from RefSeq and is a predicted model, not a curated record.